GCCGAGCAACGGUAAUAUAGAAACACAGUGAAGUAGAGACAACCAGCAGCAACCUGUACAGCAUGAGCCGAGCCAAGCCCGGUCCCGGGCAGGCCGGGACUCGAGCCUCUCUCUCUAAGUCUCGGGUUGAGAAGUCUCGCUCAGCGACGGCAGCACCAGUGCCACCAGUUAUUGUAGAGAUUGUGCCAGGUCAGCUUACUGAAGAGGACUGGGUGUCCAUAGUGAUCCAGGAGGAUGACGAAGAUCUGGGGGCAGAGAUUUUGGAGGCCUUGCAGAGCCAAGUUAUGGAGGAGUGUUGUAAAGUGUAUGUUACUUGCCAGGAGAUCCCCUACACCUCCAGCCAAGCUUCAGACAUAAUGACCCUUAUCAUCCAGUGGGCAUUCAUUUCUAGAGAUGAGGGGGAGCUUGAGUUGGCUGCGGAGAGCACCUGGCAGGAUGAGGAGGAACCUUUGCCAUCUCUCUAUGAAUCCUGGCAUACUGGCUGCCCAACGUCUCCCCGAUGGGACCUUACACUCUGUCAGCGACAAAAUAUGACAUCAACCUGGCAUUCAGCAAGCAAUCUCCUGCAGGACGAUUUAGAGGAAACCAUUUCCCAAAAAGAAGAGCAUGAAUUUGAGCCAAGAGAAGCCAUAACUAAAGCCCAACUUACCUGUCCUACUCCCCAGCCAGAUGCACCAUCCACUCACGAACAGAAGAAUGAAGCCAAAGAGAUCCAUGAUGUGACCCCUAUGUACCAAACUUCUCAAACCACAGUUCAGUUAGUUCCUUCUCAGAACAUUCCCAGGAGGCGAUAUCAGCCACAUACUGGACCCUUACGUUCUGCUGGGCUGAAGAACAUUACCAAGUCCUUAGCAGACACAGAAAAGGAUAUCUUCAUGGAGCAGCAGCUCAAGGUGAUAGAGAAGGAAAAUAAAGAUGGCAACUUUAGCUUAAUACCCCCCUCCCUGCAUAAUAUCCUAAAGAUCCAGAAGGGCCGACCACCACAGAAGAAUGUUGUUGUGUAUGAUGAAUUUGGCAAUAUCCUUUCUGUGCCAAAGCUGGACCCCUCUAUUCUAUCCCAUCACCGCAUAUUUCCUCAGGUAGAAGUGCUGAAUCCUAUUAAUGCAGAGAGCAAAGUAAAGAAGGCCCCCCAUGUAGUUAAGCCAGCAGCCAUCAGUCGGCCAAAACUGAAGAGGAGGCCAAAUGUAGACACUGCUGGCCUCCCUUCUUUGGACUUCCAGAAGCAAACACCAGGUGAUAAUUUAUCUGAACCUUUCACUAGUUUCACAGCAGUUGAAGAAACCAUACUACCAAUUUCAUCUGCAAUAGGCAUUAACCUGGAUUCCAUGCAGCUGAACUCCGGAGUGAUACUGAAAAUGAGCAAUCACCCAGUGAGCAAAUCGUUAUCAAGCUUCCACCAAAGAGAAAAAGGGCAGAGAGAGGAGACAGGGGAGCUAAAGCCCAUACAGGAUAUAGAACCCUUGCCAAGCAUCAAAGUGAGCCAGCUGAUCAGGAAUAAUGUGCCACAAGUGUGCCCCAUUUCACGUCACCAUUACCAAAUGUUGUCAGCUGGCUUUCCUUAAAGGGACACUGGACCCAAAUUCUUUUCUUUUGUGAUUCAGAUAGAGCAGCAAUUUUAAGCAACUUUCUGAUUUACUCCUAUUAUCACAUUUUCUUCAUUCUCUUGGAAUCUUUAUUUGAAAAGCAAGACUAAUUUUAGAUGCCGGACGAUUUUUGGUGAACAACCUGGGUUUUUCUUGCUGAUUGGUGGAUACAUUUACCCACCAAUAAACAACUGCUGUCCAGGGUUCAUAACCAAAAAUUGUCUGGCUCCUUAGAUGCC
Messenger RNA from Bombina bombina (fire-bellied toad), 1822 nucleotides. It is a transcript of the gene C2H2orf81, whose product is annotated as chromosome 2 C2orf81 homolog. The record is from RefSeq and is a predicted model, not a curated record. The coding region runs from base 63 to 1562 and encodes 499 amino acids. Lineage: Eukaryota; Metazoa; Chordata; Amphibia; Anura; Bombinatoridae. The transcript is spliced from 4 exons.